This is a messenger RNA of Silurus meridionalis, 1132 nucleotides long. RefSeq names its product KIAA1143 ortholog. The record is from RefSeq and is a predicted model, not a curated record. The transcript has 3 exons. NCBI's taxonomy places the organism in Eukaryota, Metazoa, Chordata, Actinopteri, Siluriformes, Siluridae. The coding region runs from base 97 to 540 and encodes 147 amino acids.
ACUUCCGGAUCGGUCGCGUGUUGAUGACGCCAUGAGCCUCCGCGUUUCUCCGCUUGUUUUGUAACUAACCGGAACGUUCAUCACGAUCCUAGAACAAUGAGCAAGAAAGGAAACGUGUCGUGGGUAAAACCGAGCGAGCCGUCGUUCCUGCGCAAAUUCAAGAAUGAUAUUGGCUACAAAGAAGGACCAACGGUUGAAACAAAGAGACAGGAACUGCCCCAGUGUGAUGGGGACAGCGGUGACAGUGACCAAGAGGACGAAAUGCCCCAAGUGGUGGUGUUAAAAAAGGGGGACCUCACCGCUGAAGAGGCUCUGCAACUCAAGAAAGGCGUAAAUGACUCCAAUAAAGAUGAGCAGCCUCCUGCUGAUGGAAAAAUCCUAUUUAAGAAGCCAGCGAAACGUUCCUCAGACAAAUUUGAAGGCAUCACCGCUAGCUCCAACAGCAAGAAGAAGAAAGAAAAUGAGGAUAAAAAGGAGUCUGGAGUGAAGGUGAAAAACAGUAGCCUCUUGUCUUUUGAUGAUGAAGAGGAGGAAGACUGAGGCAUGACCUUCUUAAGCAACUGAACUGGAUAUUAGAACCCCACACACAGAGGUUUAGAGUUUUUUUUUUUUUGUAAUAAUUUGAAAUGUUUUCAUGUAAGAAAUGUUUUAAUGGUCAUGUUUGAACGAUUCUGACAUCUGCAGGAACAUUUCAAUAUUAAUGAGUAAAAAUACCUUCUGUCCUACACGUCACAACAGCAAUAUUUACAGUUUAAGUAGAAAAUAUUUUCCUGCUCUUAUUUAAAGCCCAAUGUACCAUGUCUUUUCCUACCCAGAUGUUUUGCACACUUUGUGGAAAUGACAUUAGGCAGCUAUGUAUUAUAGCAUUGUUUAAAACCAUCCGUUUAAAGCAAAGUGUGAAACGUAAUAUUUGUUGGGUAUCAGCUGAAGUUACUGUAUUUUUUUUUUUGUAGUAGAUAAAUGAUUCUGCUAAAAGCAGAAUGUGUGUCCAUACGUCUAAGCUUCUAUAAAGGAGCUUUUUUAAUAAAUAAAUGUAAUUUUUUUUUUCUCAAGGAUUGAGAUUCGGGAAUAUAACUCUUCAUUAUGGUUUAUAUACAGUAAAUGUAAAAACAAAUAAAAAAUAAUGAUUUCA